This is a messenger RNA of Exophiala oligosperma, 723 nucleotides long. RefSeq lists its product as uncharacterized. NCBI's taxonomy places the organism in Eukaryota, Fungi, Ascomycota, Eurotiomycetes, Chaetothyriales, Herpotrichiellaceae. The record is from RefSeq and is a predicted model, not a curated record. The transcript has a single exon. Bases 1 to 723 code for a protein of 240 amino acids.
AUGUCAUCCUCGGAAGUAUUCCAUUCACUGUCCAAGCCGACACUCUGUGCGUCUCAAUACUCAUGGUUGCAGCAGGAACGCCUUUAUCUGGAACAGGUUCUGGGUGACCAACAACACCGCAGCAAACAGCUCAACAAGAUACUGCAGAAUGUUGAAUCGAAGAUUGCCAAAGCAUUGUCGGAGCAGUCCACUUCAGAAGUCCUUAAACCAUUGAGGAAGAGCAGGAAGAGUCUGCGUGGGAAAUUGGGAAGAUGCAUGAAAUUGUUACACUCUACAGGGGAGUCACUCAACAAUAUACUAUCGCGAAUGGAAAGUCUGCAGCAAACCCAGUUCAGUCCACCAAGUUUCACCAGCCAAGUACAGCAAACGAUGCAUGAAUUGCCUCCACUACGUUCCAGUUGGACAACAAAGACCUUCUCUACAUCGAUACAGCCAUAUGAUGUUUGCCGACAGAUCAGCUACUCCACAACACCCUUCAAUCGCAUUGUACCAGGGUAUCGACCAAUGUUCUAUCAUGUACCACAAACUCCUUUCUUGCGACCUCUGCACUCCUUACGUCCUGACGCUCACAUGCACCCACAAAUCCCAUCUUUUGAGCUUGCUCCAUACGCACAGGCGGUAUUCAGCCCUCCUAGCCCAGCCGAAACAGUCUCAAUGUAUAACUUGAAUUCUACCACGGUGAUGGCGCCUCUGGUUCCGAACAAGUUUGCCUAUCUAGUCUAG